Paramecium sonneborni is the source of this 880-nucleotide messenger RNA. Lineage: Eukaryota; Ciliophora; Oligohymenophorea; Peniculida; Parameciidae. The record is from the annotation of a GenBank genome assembly.
UAAUGGUAAAAUAUCAAUUUACAAGUUAAGAUGCUGAAGAAUAGAUCAAUUUAAAUACAAAGUUUUAAGAAGUUAUUCUAAGAUAAGCAAAAGUCAUAGAAUAAUUACAAUAAGAUAAUGAUUUUCUAAAAUAAUAAAUUAAGGAACUCACUUUAUAAUUAGAAAAUACUGACUGCAAACAAAUAAAAUAAAUUACUUAAUUUAAAUUCAAUGAAGACUAAAAAUAAGAGGCUUCUAUUGAUUCUUCUAAUCAAUUAGAAAAAUAAAUUGUUUAAAAAAACUAAGGCACUCUUUUUAAUUCAAUUAAUACCAAUACUACACUCUAAUAACCAAAUGAACCUAAUUUUAACCAAAAUCUUGAUAAUUUAAUAAUUAGAUUUAAAACUGCUUCAAAUUAGCCUGGAAAUUUAUUUCAUUCAAAUAAUAUUUUUUAAGAUUCUCCUGGUAAAAAUUAACAAUUAAAUGAAGAAUCUAUAUUUGGUGGUCAUAUUUUUUAAUAGUUGUAAAAUAAGGAAUAAUUUAAUUAGCAACAACCAUAAUAAUAAUAGAAUCUUUUUUCUAAUGACGAUCAACCAUAAUCAUAAAAUUCAAACCUAAUUGAAUUUUAAGAAGAAGAAAUUUAAUUCUUUGGAGCUCCAUCAAAAGAAUUAAAAAUUUUCUUAAAAAAUUAAAAUGAAUUUUAGGAAAAGGUUGAACAAUCAAAAGAUAUUGAUAAAUUAUCAAGUGAUGUCUAAUUAAUUAAUAAUAAUAGUUAAGAAUAAAAUUAACAACCAGAAUUGUUGAAUGAUUCAUCAUAAAAUCCUAAUUUAUCUAAAAUGAGUUCAGAUAAAGAAGUUGAGAUCUUGUAACCUGAAAAUAUGAAUUAAGGAUCAAAUUGAGC